UUGUGCCGCGCAGGGCUGAGGGCGGCUUAAGCUGCUUCAGCUCACCAGCACGCACUCACGGUGCUCGACUCUUUCAUCAUCUCAUCAUAUAUCAUCUUUUUUUGUGUGCGUGUGUGUGUGUGUCUCAGCCAAAUUCACUCCGCCGCAUUGUCGAAAAGUAGCUGCCGUCAGCCUAGCAGCCGGUGAGCCAACCAACUGCCCAUAAGCCUUGCUUUGAACUGGAUGCGCGACGACGCAGCAGUUGUACUAAACAUGAUGCUGCUGGUGCGUCUUUACCCCCCCUCCGCUGGCGGAAUUUGUCUCACAUACUUUGACCUACCGGUACCAGCACGUCUUACAGUAUUGUACUCCGUAGAUGACGAACAAGAAAGAAAUGAGACUGCGAGAAUGGAUGCUGCAACAGCGGGAACACAUGUGGACCGAAAAUCUCAAAUACUAAACUCCUAUUUAUGGCGCCAUCAACAUACAUCACACGACCCGUCUCUCAUGGGGGUCGCACUACAAGUACAAACGAUUCAUCCAAUACACAACAAAAACGUUUGCUGCUGGAAAACGAGGCAAUCACUAAAGACCCUAAGCAACUCUAGGAUUUGGAAGCAAGGGGCUCGUACAGAUAGCCUUGAUAUCUUCCUUUGUACACUCACCUGUACCCCUAUGUGCUGAUAGGAACAUGUCGACUUAACCCCCUCCCCAGCUCCAGCUUUCUUGCCAACAGGGGAGACACCCUGGUGAUGCAAGCUGGGAAUAGGGGGACCCUGCCCCUUCGCUUUCGGCAAUCGCUGGGCACCUUGCCCCAUACUGAUGGAGCUAUUUAUACAUGAAA
Molecule: messenger RNA, 823 nt
Organism: Trichoderma asperellum CBS 433.97
Lineage: Eukaryota; Fungi; Ascomycota; Sordariomycetes; Hypocreales; Hypocreaceae
Source: RefSeq, a predicted model, not a curated record